Molecule: messenger RNA, 1448 nt
Organism: Beta vulgaris subsp. vulgaris (sugar beet)
Lineage: Eukaryota; Viridiplantae; Streptophyta; Magnoliopsida; Caryophyllales; Amaranthaceae
Product: ubiquitin-like domain-containing CTD phosphatase
Exons: 5
Coding region: 496-981 (161 amino acids)
Cellular component (GO): nucleus
Molecular function (GO): phosphoprotein phosphatase activity
Source: RefSeq, a predicted model, not a curated record
AGGGAAGGAAAGGAAUUCGGAACAGACGUAACCACUGCAGAAAGACUGUACUCGAGCAGCCAAUGCCUAUCUUUGGCAAUCCGGCUACAUUCACUUCUUUUUUGUUAUGCUAUCUGGAAAGAUAUAUGAUACUGCUUUAUUAGUUAAUUAUUGUAUUAUGCCUCCAUCUAUAAAGUAUGACUAAUUUAGUUAGUAAGCAAUUACCAUCAUUACUACAUUGCUUGCUAAUUCUGUUGAUCGUGCAGGACCGUUGAAGAUGAUAUAAUUAUUGAUCCAGUUGAAUCUCCAGAGGUUGUUGAUGAUUUUGAACUCGGACAAGAUGAAGCCGUUGACUUAAAAGAUAAAGAGGUUAACAAGCAGAAACUGAGGAGACGUGUGGAUCAAUACAAGAUUGAAGUAAGGAAUCCAUGCCGUAAAGGAAAAAAACUACUUGUUCUUGACAUUGAUUAUACUCUAUUUGAUCACCGUUCACCAGCCGAGAACCCUCUGCAGCUUAUGCGACCUUAUCUCCACGAAUUCCUUGCUGCUGCUUAUGCUGAGUAUGAUAUAAUGAUAUGGUCUGCAACCAGCAUGAAGUGGGUUGAACUAAAGAUGGGGCAGCUUGGAGUACUCAACAAUCCCAACUACAAAAUCACUGCUCUUUUAGACCAUUUAGCAAUGAUCACAGUUCAGUCAGAUUCACGUGGUGUAUUUGACUGCAAACCUCUGGGUUUAAUCUGGGCACAAUUUCCCAAGUAUUAUGAUUCAACGAACACCAUCAUGUUCGAUGAUCUUAGAAGAAAUUUCGUGAUGAACCCGCAGAAUGGAUUGACAAUCAGACCCUUCAGGAAAGCCCAUUCUAAUAGAGAGAAUGACAAGGAACUAGUAAAGCUUACACAGUAUUUGCUGUCCGCAGCAGAACUUGAUGACCUCAGUGUCCUUGACCACCGUAGUUGGGAAUCAUACAUUGAAGACAACUCUAAGAGGCGCCGUCGUGUAUGAUGGACCUUGUAAUGUAGCAAUGAAACUCAAGCUGUACUUUCAAGCGAAUAUUUGCAUGGAUUUUGUCAAAUUCUGAUAAAGCAUUAUCAAGUAAAAUUUUCUAGCAAUAUUGAUUAUAGUAUAUUGCCCUCUGAAAGUUGGAGAAAGGUCGUUUAUUCCUAACCAGAUGGUUAGAAGUUAAAACUAUUGAUGUUGUUGGAUUAUAUAAUAUUUGAUUAUAUUAUGAAUGCCAAAAUUAUAGCAAUUUGACGAAUCAUCAACCUAUUACUCACUCAAUAGAAUCGAAAUUACAAGCUUGAGAUUCACAAAAUACUGCUGUGAAGGAAAGGGUUAGGCCUUGUUCGCUUAGACUAGUUUUCACUAAACAUAGCUUAUAUUUGCUGUACUGAUUUAUUUUUGCUAAACAAAACUGAGUUUUACUGCAUCUGCAUUGUUUUAUCUUAUACAAUGUAUUGAUUUUCAGUGAA